AUGCACCAAGAAGGGUAUGUAGCGGGCCAGCCUGAUGAGACGGAAAUGAAGCAAGCUUUUGUGCCUUUGAAGGAAGAUAACAACUCUGGUUCCCCCACAGAGAACUUCCUUCCAAAAGUAGAAAAUGCAGGGCAGGUGACGAUCCAUCGGAAGGAUGGGAACGUUACAACCAUGUUUGCAGAUGCGCCGGAAGAGGAUGCAUAG
Messenger RNA from Podarcis lilfordi (Lilford's wall lizard), 204 nucleotides. Lineage: Eukaryota; Metazoa; Chordata; Lepidosauria; Squamata; Lacertidae. The record is from the annotation of a GenBank genome assembly.